UUGUUUGUAUAGUUACCUUUAAACUUUCAGCCUAAUACUAUAACUGUAUGGUAUAAUUGGAUUUAAAAAUUAAAAUAUUUAGAUGCCAUUGGAAUACAAAAGCGUUCAGUUUAGCAAAGGAUGCACGUUUCAAGUGUGGGAUUUUACCUGAAUUAUGAACUUGCUACAAUAUAAUCGCUCUGUAUUCAGUUUCAGGCCUAACGUUCAGUCAGCAGUGAGUACAAAGAUUCUUGGAUCAAUAACGCCAGGUUGGAAAAGGUGAAGAGAAGACUGAGAGAGAAUGGGGAACCUCCUCAGGCUUCUGUCCAGAGAUGAAACCCCAAAGUAUAAUGUUUUUGUGGACUUUGAAAAUGCUCAACCAUCAGAAGCUGAGAAAGAUACCUAUUUGGUUGUUCAGGAAGUGUUGCAGCAUACUAAGGAUAUCCUACAGGAGCUGCAAAUGUACAAGGGAGCAGGAAAUGAGAUCCGUGCAGCUAUUGCAAAUCCUUUAAAUGGAACCCAGCAGAUAAGGGCUUGGGAAUCGGUUCUUCCUCUUGUUUUUAAACUCAGGCAGUUUUAUGAAUUUUCUCAACAGUUAGGAGAAGUUGUGCCAAAGAUUCUUUGGGAUUUAUGCUCAGGACCAAUGACACCUACACAACACCUUGAAACUCAACAAGCAUUAGUCAAGCAAUUUGCUGAGAUCUUGGACUUUGUUUUGAAAUUUGAUGAUCUUAAAAUGACCAACCCUGCAAUACAGAAUGAUUUUAGCUACUACAGAAGAACCGUCAGCAGGCUUCGAUUAGCAAACCAAGACCCUGUAGAUGAAGAGCUUGAAGUACCAAAUGAAUUAGCUAAUAAAAUGUCCCUGUUCUAUGCUCAUGCCACACCCAUGUUGAAGAUGCUUAGUGAUGCAACAACACAGUUUGUAGCAGACAAUAAAGACCUUCCCAUUGAGAAUACGACAGAAACUUUAGGCACAAUGGCAAAAGUCUGCCAACGAAUGGUUGAAAAUCCUGGAUUUUAUGCAAGGUUCCAGAAUGAGGACACCAACUUGUUUGUUCUACGAGUGAUGGUUGGAGUUAUCAUACUUUAUGACCACGUUCAUCCUAUAGGAGCUUUUGCAAAGACAUCACAUGUCGAUGUACACAACAAGACAUCUGAAUGAUGAAACAACACCAAAACAAAUAAAAAGUCUUUUAGCUUGAAAUUAUUCUCAAUAUUCUGUGAUUUAUAACUUGAAAUAUAUAUAUCUUAAUAUUUGUUGUGUAAUAUGAAGUGAUUAUAAUUAAGUGAACUUUAUAAAGUCACUUGGUAUGAAGCAUGACAGACAGUACUUUAUGAAGAAUCUGUUACACCAAGUGUGGGAUACUGGGAUAGAUUUUGCACCAGAAGAAAUUGUUCUGCCUUUACCUCAUGGGUCAUCAUUGCUUGAUGGAGUUGAAUUCAUACGAGACCUUACUUAUUAACCAAUGGAGAAAGUGUUUGUUUUAUGAAAACGUCACAAUCUCCUCUAGAAACAAGUUUACUGAAGGACUUGUACUCAUUCUUUAUAAAAUGUAAUUAUACACUAUGUUUCUAUGGUUGAUGUUGCUGACUAUGAUAUUCGUAUGUAAAAAUGAUGUUUUUAAAACCUAUUUUAAUGUGUAUGAAUGUAAUUUUAGUUUCGAGUUAAGUCAGCUGCUCUGCAAGUUAAUGUUAUUUAAAACCUUGUUUUUGUGCAAGAAGUGUUUUAGAAAUUUACAUUCAGUAAUGGAAGAGUGUGAUAAGUUAGAUACUUGUUUGUAAUUAUAAUUAAUCUUUUAUUACUUAUGUUGAUAACAUGUUUUUUCAUCUUGUUAAUUAUUAAUAAUUGUAUUUUUAGUACACAGGUCAGGUAUCUAGUAAAAGUUCUCUUUGAUAGUUGUAUAAUUCCAGUCAAGAUAAUAUAUCGUUAGAAGGUUUAUCUUGCAAUAUGUAUGUGUGAAAAGUGAAUAGUUCAUUGCAUCAAGCAGAAAUAGGAGGUUUGUUAGUUUUUUUAUAAAUUUUCUCUUGGUCAGAUUACUAUUGUGUGUGUGUGUGUGUGUAUAUAUGUUCACUGUAACAUUUUAAAUCUUUAUGGUGGUAGUGUAUACACUUACUAACUCACUAGAAACAGACUGUACCUCUGUAUGAACUCAAUGUCUGUUUGAAACUCCACAUACAACAUAAUAUAUGUAUGUGUGUGUGUGUUUAUUUAUAUAUAUAUAUAUCAUUGCAUAUGAAGUUAUAGAUCCGACUAGAAUAUUUGAAUAUCCUGAAACCAAAAACAUAUAAAUCACAACUUUUGUUUAAGCCACCUACAGAAGCAUAUUAUUGUAGUAAUUUUAAUUUUCAAGGAAACUUACCACAUGAAAGAUUUUGUGGAGCCCCUAAACUACUAAAGAUGGGAGGAUACACUUCAUUUAAUCACUGUUAGUUUGGAGGCCUUGCAUCACCUAACAAAUCACAUGGAUCUCAUUGGACUGCUAAAGAACAGUCAAGGCACAAUAAUAAAUAGCUAGAAGGACUGAAUCUUUUAACAAAUAUUUUAAAAUUACUGUACAGGAAAUAAAUCUUAGUUGUAUAAGAUUUAAGGUUUGCUUGUGAUCUGAUCUCGUUUUAGAUUGAUAAAUGAUUUUUGUCUGCAAACUCAUCUUAAUUUAAAUAGUUUCACUGCAUAAUCUGUAAUGUUCAAAUUAUUUCAGUUGAGUGAAACAGUAUAAUUAUCAUGUGCAGAUGUUAUUGUGUACCUAGAACAACGAUUACAAAAAAAAGGAUGAAUACAUUUUUGAAAAUGUCUUUUCAAAUAUCUAUAUGCUAGUACUGUCUUGCUUCAAAUUUCACACAGUGCAUUAAGUAAUUUAUCUCUCUAAAUGUUUGCUUAUCUUUAAUCUAACAGUAAAUAUCCCUGUUCAUUAAAUCACUUGUGAUCCUGAAAUGUAAUCAAACACAAAAUUUAUAUUUUUAGUUAUGCUGAAAGUUUUCUUUGCUACAUAAAAUCUGAACUGAAAGUUUAACACUUUAUGGUAGAUAGCACUUCCUUUGCAAUCUAAUCCACUAAAUAUUUUAAUCAAAAUUUGUUACAUUUCUGAAGGGUAGGGUUAAAAAUUAUUGGCAAACUUAUUUUAUGUUUUAGAUUUAGUUUGUUAAAUAAAAUGCAUUUAGUUAUAAAUUUGAGGGGGGGGGGUUCAAAAAAUGGAAAACUUAUCCAAAAAAGGAUUAAUAAAAUCUUAAGGGCAGAACCAAUUUAUUUGGACAAUGAAGCAGCAAGGUGGUGGGAAAAUUUUAUUUGGAGCAUUACAUCAUUCCUCAAUAAGAGCUGUCUCCAAUUUUGUCUGGAAUGUCAGAGUGAGAAAAUGAUGUAGUUUUAAGAAUACAGCAUAAUAGUUUGAUGAGGUUAAGUGUGCAUAACAUGGCAGAUGACUUUGGGUUUCCUCUUGCUUGGCAUUCUAGUUCUGGAACAACACUUGUCAGAUAGGUACAUUGUCAUAUUUCAAGUUGGGUGAAAGUGUUCGUCAGAGAGUUAAUCUGAUUUCGAAGAAUGAUUUUAUAAUGGUAGGUCAUCAUCCUGCCUUUUAGGGAAGCAAUUGGACCAAGCAUGUUUCAAUAGGUUUGAUCCAACUCAUAAUGGGACUGCCUGCAUCUGUAAAGUUGGUUGGAAACAAGUACCUAUGCAAGUUCUGUCUUUUGUAAUAUCUCCACAACUAUAUGCACCAAAACUUGGCCACGUAAUGUGGUCAAAAAAGGUCAAUGUUGAUACAUUUGACCAGGUCAUUUUUUAUCAUAUCCCUUGAAUCCCCAGUUUGUGAUCUUUACAGCUCUGCAUUUGUAAAUAUGUCUGUUGCAGUACUGAAUUGUUUGUGUGUGUAGUUGUUCUACUCUGACAUCCACGAUAUCUUAGGUUGCUUGUACUUAACUUUAAAUUUUGAGUAUACUUUGGCAAAGUGUUUUCUUUCACAGUGUAGGUAAAAGUGCAGUAUUCCUGAUCACUCAUGACAGUUUUAUUGCUCCUUAGACAUGAUUUAUUUAGAAUUGUAUUCAAUACUGAAAUAACUUCACAGAUAAGCUCAUACUGCAUUUCCUUUUCUGAAGAAUGCUAGAUUCUUAGAUGUGAUAUCUGGAGAGUAAGGGUAAUAACAAAAAUGAAUAGCUCACACAUGCUACAUUUUAGGAACCUGGGAAUGAGGUUGAAUGCGACUUGUAUGUUCAAUGCAUCAGGUCAUUAAAAGUUAAGAGCUGGAAAUUUUGUCCAUGGUGUCUUUUCCUUGUCCACUUUGCUGCUUUCAGUUAUGGAACUCUUUCAGGUGGUGGCCUUUGUGUGAACAUUCCUCCUAUUGUGUUGGGGAAAUGACUCCUUCACCUUCUACCAUUAUUUUGUUACUUUACAAUUUAAUGACACUCCUUUCAAUGUCUGUCCGUUUAUAGAGAAUGGUUCAGAUGCCCAAUGACACCGAGGCUAUAGCUGUUAUGAUUAUAUAAGAUUUUUCAAAAAAAUUAGAGUUGUAAACCCUAUUGGUAAACUGGUUUUAUUUGUUUAUAGACUUUAUGCACUAAAGUUAUUUAAAGUUAAUUUGUUGUUAUUAUGAAAAGCUUGUAAAGUGUAAAUUUUAUUAAGAAAAUUUUGUUUUGUUUGCUCUAAGGAUUGAAUUGUUGAUUAAAAGCUCAUAUAAGUUUAAUUGGUGAAAGUUGGUUAUAAGUAUUUUGAGAACUUUCAAACAUGAAGAACAAUUGAUGUUAUAUUGUGUUCAUUUCUAAGCAAUCGCACAUGAGGUAAAAGCUAGUUAACCGAUGUUACAGUAAUAUUAGUUGAUAGGUUUGAUGGUAUUUAGUGAUACAGUGCUGAGAGUGCUGUGAACAACACGUGUUACAACAUGAGCUUUUUUUUGUUAAGAGGAUGUUCCUCAUUUGUGUAAGCAUAUCUGCUGCAUACUUUUUUGGAUUGAUACUGAUAUUAAAUGAAAAACAAAUAUGGGUUAACUGGCUCACUUUGUUAAUAAACUUCUAUAUUUA
Limulus polyphemus (Atlantic horseshoe crab) is the source of this 4986-nucleotide messenger RNA. Its product is annotated as protein FAM49B-like. The record is from RefSeq and is a predicted model, not a curated record. Bases 281 to 1144 code for a protein of 287 amino acids. Lineage: Eukaryota; Metazoa; Arthropoda; Merostomata; Xiphosura; Limulidae. The transcript is spliced from 9 exons. Gene Ontology annotation, molecular function: small GTPase binding. Gene Ontology annotation, biological process: regulation of actin filament polymerization.